AUGACUAGCUCAGACGCAACCAAAUCCGCCGAGACGGACUCUCGAGUUUGUUCAGCAAGCUCGUUUUCGGACCUGUCGAAGGAGAUUUUAAAUGAUACCUUUUACAAUAUUAUCCAUGAUAUUGUGGCAAAGGUACAUCGAGAUGAAAAAAUUGCUCGCAUGCGGUCUGCUGUCGUCCUGGCUCGUCAAAAGGCGGAAUUAGAAGCCGGCGAGAAUCCCGAGUCCAAAGUGAAGGUAGAGACAGAAGGUGCAAUUUACGAUGAUGGAAAGGUAUAUCUGAAAGGGAAUCCACUGGCCACAACGAAGGAAACGAUCUGUCCUUAUUGUUGUCUGCCUCGAUUGCUCUACCCAACGGCCGGCGUUGGAGCCCGACCUACUCCGGAUCCGUCGAGGGAAUACUGUACAAAACAUCCUCUUAUCAGUAAGCCUGGAUUCGACGUACAUGGCAAUCCAUUUGCCACUGAUAAGACAAAAAAGAAGAAGAAGGCCACGAACACCAGCACCAACACACCGGGUUCUAGCCCUCCAUCCACUCCUGAUGCUAACAAUACAUCUAAGCAAAGCGCACCUGAAUUUCCAACCAUCAAGUGUCCAAAUUGCCCGCGUUACUUUCAAACGAAUAGAGUAACAGCACAUCUGGACCGCUGUAUGGGACUUUCUGGACGGAACACUACGCGGAACCGAGACGGUGCAUCCGCUACUCCGACCAAUACAGGACCAAUAAAGAGGCCAUUUCCCGACGGUGAUGCAGCUCCUAUCAAUCCCAAAAAGAAAAAACCAAACACGCCAAAGAAACUUGGAAAUAGUAAGCCUGCGCCUCCGAGCAAGCUGAAAAACGGAGCCACUCCAGAUACCAUGCUGGCUGAAGAGGCUGCUGAAGCUGCGGAGUCGGCUGAGGUUAAGGUGCCGUCAGAGGAUGGAAUUGUUAAGACAGAAACUUGA
Messenger RNA from Talaromyces proteolyticus, 942 nucleotides. RefSeq lists its product as uncharacterized. Lineage: Eukaryota; Fungi; Ascomycota; Eurotiomycetes; Eurotiales; Trichocomaceae. The coding region runs from base 1 to 942 and encodes 313 amino acids. The record is from RefSeq and is a predicted model, not a curated record. The transcript has 2 exons.